AUGCUAUCACCGAAACGAGACGGCCCGUUGAAGAUGGGUGGCACAUACUGGUACUAUUAUGAAGUCGAUGGCGACAAGGAAUGUCACAAUCCCUCGCAGCCUUCGACAACAGUAUGUCCUCUGCUGCCUGGGCAAAGCGUCAACAUACUGGAGAUACCCGUAGAAGAGCGCAGUCGUAGCAACUCCAUUGAAAACUCUUCGGCAUUUACGCGUAACCCCAAAGACAGGUAUCUGACGCCUGUUCCUCCAGGCAAGCCGUUGCCUUCUCCUAGACCUCGAAGUUCGAAUCGCGAAGCUUACGCUUUACCAUUGCCUUCACCAUGGGCUCCCAAAUCUGCCACAUACCCUCCAGCGGACCAAUUCUUGUCACCAAAUGUAUCACGACAUGCUCGAAGCGCAUCUGCGUCGCCACUGCUCCCCUCAACGCCACUCUUUGCAGACUUCAAGGAUCUGAAGGAGAAGUUCGCUUCAAAACGAGCUCGCUCAAGGUCACGAAGUUCAUCUGAUGUCAGAGAAAUGCAAAUCAGCGCGCCUGUACUAAUCAGUACAACGGCUGACGGCGUGUUGCCUACUUACCAGCCCACACCACUACGUUCGCCCAGGAACUUCUCUCGGCCACAAAGAACCACCCCCCCACCACUCUCAAUCCCAACCAUCACCAAAGGCUUUUCACCGCUUACAUCACACCCUGUGGACCCUUUCACGGACGCUCAGCCACUCAUCGCAGAGCUGCCAGCCAACGAGACACCUGUGCAACGACGUCGAUCCUACAUGCCAUCGACCGUCGUCAGUGACGAGUUCGACAUCGAGCCUAGCCGUCACCGGGCAAACUCAGCAGAUACCAAACGAACAAAGCGUAGCCUCUACGCAAACGACCGUUGGGUCUCAUCACCAAGAUUUCAGCACGAGUUCGACAGCAGCAUCCAGCAAGCGAGGGAAGUGCAGUUCUUCAAGGCUGCACCAGUUCUUCGGCGCCCGAUCCCAUCUCUGGCACCACCAGCUGCGGAUGAGCGUCCUUCGUCGAGCCAUGGAGGAAGUCGCAGCCCUAGUCUGCGAGAGAUGCCUCUUGAGAAAGACCUGCCUGCUCUUCCUCAAUACCUGAUUCCCGCACCACUGUUUGCAUGCAAUGCAUGUGCAUCAGAAGAGGCAACACCUAUCGAUGAGGCAGGGGUCGAAGAUGCAGUGACUGACGACAUUCUGCAAGCAUAUGAGGAUGAUGAAGAGCCGAUCGCACAGGUCUCCGAGAAACAGCGCAGCCACUUCUCUACGUGGAGCAGCUUCGACAGCUAUGCAACUUCGGAGGAUGAAGGCAUCACAUCACCAACCUUCAGCUCCGCUACCAGCGUCUCAAGCGAUGCAGGAUCACCUCUACGCCAGUCGAUCCGCUACUCCUUCGCCGAGCAUGCCUUCAACAAGGCCCAACAAACCACUACGAUCACCGAAGUUGACGAAGAAAACGACUUUACCAACAAUCGCACUUCGACACCUCCACAACUUGACGUUAAUACUCUCCGUCUUUCCGCAAUAUCAUUCAGCUCUGAUCUCUUCAACCUCGACAUCCAGCACGCAGAGGCUAUGCCGAGACGACAGGCUGCCUGCUUUGGUUUGGGCUUCCAAGGGUACAGUCUGCCCGAGGACGGGACGAAGAGCAAAGAGACGGUUCAGAGCGAGGUUACGCUUCGAUCGAAACGGAUCAGCGUUCAGCGCGAGAGCCCGACGAGCCAAUUGGACAUGCUUAUGGACGACUUUUCAUACCUCGGGGAUGCUGUUGUCUGA
Molecule: messenger RNA, 1776 nt
Organism: Macroventuria anomochaeta
Lineage: Eukaryota; Fungi; Ascomycota; Dothideomycetes; Pleosporales; Didymellaceae
Exons: 2
Coding region: 1-1776 (591 amino acids)
Source: RefSeq, a predicted model, not a curated record